AUGCUGCGCUUGACACAAUCUCAAGUGGAAGCGGCGGAGCGCGAGCUCUAUACUAAUUGCAAAGCCCGCUUCCAGGAAUCAGCAUGUGUUGACAUAGACUGCCUUACCUUCGAAAAAGGCUUCCGUCGGCAGAUGAACGAUCGUCAAAACAUUACUCGACUGAGACGAAUUAUUAAGACCCAGGGUUGUCGCCGUUUGCCACCGGAGUAUCAUGUGCCGGUUUUGAUCGACCCUAACGACUGGCAAAACCGUGUACGACUGCGGAGAACAGAAGAUAGUCUUCCUCAAUUGGAUGUAGACAUUGGCUAUCAGCUUCGCGCCCAAGAUCAUGAAAACCUCAUUACUGCAGCUCGCAAGUCUCUUGGGCCGGGCAACAGGUGGUGGGUGGUCGAUGUCUACGUGUCCGAACAAACAGGUAAUGGGACAAAUAGCGACGCGUUGCUUCAAGACAACUUCAUUCGCUCCCUCCGAGAACGAUUUCCUAAUGACCGUCGGCCUGCGGAUGGACUAAUUUAUCAGCGAAUUCGUUACUACGAAGGGCAUCUGGGGAGCCCUCGGAAUAGCCUAGCAGCAAGCGACUGGUGGGCUGUUCUGGAGAGGGUUUCCGGAAGCAAAAAGGGCCGAUAUCUGAAAUCAUUUUUAAAGCAUCCACGACUUCCUGACGCCUUCGAUAAGCUGCUUCCUAUUGAAGGCUUGUGGGAAGGCAUGAGGAUUGGGUUACUCCACAAGUUGAAGGCAAUGCGGUGUGACGAGCCAAUACUCUGCUACUUGAACCUUAUUCGAGAGACAUUUCUUCAUUUGAUGGGUGGGAAUACUAACCUUUUGUCACUUGUUGAUGGAGUCACCGUCAAAUUGCUCAAGUCUCGUGCCCCCAAAAUAUCCGAGAGAGACUUAAAAUUUUUGGAGGUCCGUAUGAAUCCCGAGAUCUAUGAUACCGGUUUGGAGACUUCGGAAACUGGCGCGAAAAACGAGCAGAUUUUCCCGGAUAUUGACGACCUGGACUUACGUCGCAACAUUUGGGAACGGCUGAAAAACAUCGACUACCCUAUUCCAACCCUGGAGACCUUUUUCAAGGACAGGCUUUGGCUGGAAGUUGGUCAGAACGUAAUGCAGGAGCUUUUUGUACCGGACCCGGACCCGGAUCAAAGAGUUACCAUCGAUGAAGGGAUUGGUGGGCUGUACAACGUUAAUAUUCCAAUGACUAUCCCGUAUCGGCAGGAUCGUAUCCGGGACGAGCUCUAUGAACUCUGGCGCUUCAGUCUUCAGUACGGGUUUGAAAUGACCGGCCCGGGGUAUCAACGCCGCCUACCGCGGAGGGCGCGUAGAAAUCAGCGCCAGCCAAUCCCGGGGCUUUCUUCGAGACAAAGCGGACUUGAUCAAUCCGUUCUUUGGCAACAUUUAUUUUGGCUGGCUAGAGAGCAAAAUUUCAAUAUUCCUAUCGCCGAGGGAAUCUCAACCGAACCUGCCGAGCUCCCUUCAGUUGUGGCGUGUGAUUACCCCCAAGGGAGUGAAGAAGAUGUGGCUGUAGGCAGAAGACACGGAAAGCCAUAUACCGACUCGGCUGAAGCAGACCGUUAUGCUUUAUCGCGAGAGUCUUUGGCAGAAACCUGGGCCGUAAAACGAAAUACAGCAAGUUCAAUCACCGCAGGCUUCGUGCGACGUUCCGUUUUCGAGGCAUUUUUCAGCUAUCUCAAAGGAGGUUCAUCUGAAUGGCCUACGGUAGACUCUACUCCUGGACCAGGGGUUACUCCUGUGGUUGAGGAAAAUAUGGCGAUUGACGAAUCCCUUACUCACAUUUUUUUUGAGAAUGACAUAGGCUCUGCACCCUCUGCCGCUCCUGCCCCGUCAGGGGAACAAUUUGAGGCUCCAACGGCCAUGCAAUUCGGAAACUUUAAACCAAGCCACAUAAACAUGAAAUUCUUCUUCCUUGACCAGCCGGCUAAAGAACGAAGAUUGCCAUUCCAUAACCCAUCUUUUUUGAAUUCGUUUUUCGAAAAAUUAUCGACAAAGUUCAAUAUAUCCAAUCCGGAGCGCAACAACCGCACACUACCAGGCAGUUCCUGUUACGAACACUAUGACAUCAGUCCAUUCACUCCAUUACAUGCUACAUGGCGAUACUAUGCCCCCACAGGGUCAGAAGAGCCAGAAGAAGUUAAUCGCAAAAGAAGGCGCGAAGGUGGAUUGGAUGAACUGAAUGAGGCUACAACAUGGCUGGAAAAUGAGCUCAGAGAGCUUCAAGGAAAUUCAAGUGCUACCAAUUUCCAAGCCCCUACGGUUGUUGAAGAAGAGUACUAA
This is a messenger RNA of Penicillium canescens, 2295 nucleotides long. RefSeq lists its product as uncharacterized. The transcript has 3 exons. The coding region runs from base 1 to 2295 and encodes 764 amino acids. Lineage: Eukaryota; Fungi; Ascomycota; Eurotiomycetes; Eurotiales; Aspergillaceae. The record is from RefSeq and is a predicted model, not a curated record.